CACAGAGAGAAACCUCCCGCCCGCCACACGAUCAACAACACUGCGUAGUAGCACGGUGGUACACCUCCGCGCGCCAUACGCUUCGCGCGUACGGAGAAAACGACCGGACCGGUCGUCUGAGUUCAUUUCGAUCCGAGUCGACCGGGCAAGGUAGUUUCACUUGUGCUCUCUUGACGACAUCACCUGCUUUUUGGCGCCUCUUUUAUAUAUCGCGUGCGUGAUUCGUGAACUGGCUACGUUCCAGUGCCCAACCGGCCCUAUAAUGGCUUUGAAAGUGCUGGUGGUGAUUGCACUGCUGCUGGUUGCAUUGACUCUGACCACCGUCCAAGCAGGUCCAAUGUACUACAAGAAGGUAUCCGGACAGAAGUACGAACCUGAUUGGGUGGCGGUGUCAUCGACGGUCGUUCCACUGGCCGAGUACCGCGUGAGCGUGGGUGGUGGUGGUGGCGAGCAAACCAAUUCAGCACUAGCAGAAGAUGAAUAUAGGCGGGCAUACCUGAGGCACCAGCAGCUUUCGGCGGCGGCGGCGGCUAACAGUGGUAAGGUCAAGCUGAAGACAACAGCGCGGGACGGAACGGAAGUCGACGAGGCGGGAGCUGCCGCUCGAGUUCAAGAAGAUCCGGACACGUUGAUCACAGCCAAUAAGAAAUUUUACGAACGGAAAAGCAACUGAUAUACCUAAGAAUACGUAAAAGUGGUUGAAUCGCUCAGGUUGAUUCAUUCGAAGUGGAUUACCGUUUAUCGAAGAUUAUCAAUUCACUACUAAAAAGAAAAGGUAAAGUGCCAAUCAAUGUUUAUGCGAAGUUGUUAAUAUUCUGUUAUU
Messenger RNA from Aedes albopictus (Asian tiger mosquito), 823 nucleotides. RefSeq lists its product as uncharacterized. The record is from RefSeq and is a predicted model, not a curated record. NCBI's taxonomy places the organism in Eukaryota, Metazoa, Arthropoda, Insecta, Diptera, Culicidae. The transcript is spliced from 3 exons. Bases 263 to 673 code for a protein of 136 amino acids.